AUGUUCACGGAGCAGUUUUCGGCUCCACAGACGAUCAUCAAUCUGCCGGGAAGUGCCACAUGUAUCGAGUCGUCUGAUCAUCCGAUUGAUGUGGAGGAGUUGGAUACACUUACUGCUAUCAAUAUUGAGAAAGACGUGGUCACCGCCGCUCCAAUCGGUUCGAUGACUGGAUUCGUUGAGGAAUACAAACGUGGACAACAGAACAAGGGAUGCUGGCUGACAAACUAUGUGUGCGGUGGACCCGAGAAGCCACUCGAGAAGCAAUCGAUGAGAUCUCGUCGUUCUGCGUCGAGAAGUGGCGGAUCUGCGAAGAGCUGUCGUACUCAGGCAUCACGCAAGAAGAGCAAAGAAGUCAAUGUGUGUCUCGAGGCGACUCCGUGUGGUGGCUCCACGAUUCAGACAUAG
This is a messenger RNA of Caenorhabditis remanei, 405 nucleotides long. RefSeq lists its product as uncharacterized. Lineage: Eukaryota; Metazoa; Nematoda; Chromadorea; Rhabditida; Rhabditidae. The record is from RefSeq and is a predicted model, not a curated record. The coding region runs from base 1 to 405 and encodes 134 amino acids. The transcript is spliced from 2 exons.